Molecule: messenger RNA, 2107 nt
Organism: Betta splendens (Siamese fighting fish)
Lineage: Eukaryota; Metazoa; Chordata; Actinopteri; Anabantiformes; Osphronemidae
Product: beta-1,3-galactosyl-O-glycosyl-glycoprotein beta-1,6-N-acetylglucosaminyltransferase 3-like
Exons: 1
Coding region: 99-1394 (431 amino acids)
Cellular component (GO): membrane
Molecular function (GO): acetylglucosaminyltransferase activity
Source: RefSeq, a predicted model, not a curated record
CCCAUAAAACGCUGCACCUGCACUUUAUUUGGUUAAUGUGAACGUUGCUCUGCGGACGGCGUCGCCUCUGGUCACGACCUUCGCCCUCUGACGGCGGCAUGGCUUUUUCGCUGCUGAAGAGUCGGAUCUUGUGGAGGACCCUCUACCUCAGCCUGCUGGCUACAGUUAUUUACUUUGUGGUCUGGGAAGUUGACGUUAAAAAACAGCCCAGGGUCAGGACGCUGCAGCGCUUCUCCACUGACCUGCCGGCCUGCUUGGCCAUCCUGAAGCAAGACAUAGAGGGGAAGAAAAGUGAAAUUGAGGAGCUGCUGACGUCCAAGAGGAGGCGAGUUGUUUUAAAUGAGAUCUUCUACUUAAACGAGACAAGGGACUGUCAAAACUAUAUUGAGAAGCGAGGCUUCAUUACGGAGCCUCUCAGUGAGGAGGAGGAGGAUUUCCCCAUCGCCUACUCCAUGGUGAUCCAUGAGAAGAUUGAGAUGUUUGAGCGACUGCUGCGAGCGGUUUACGCUCCUCAGAACAUCUACUGUGUGCACGUGGACCAAAAGUCCACCAAAGAGUUCCAGAAGGCUGUGAAUUCCAUCGUGGCGUGCUUUCCCAAUGUGUUUGUGGCCACUGAGUUAGAAAGCGUGGUUUACGCCUCAUGGUCCCGCGUGCAGGCAGAUCUGAACUGCAUGAAGGAUCUCCUCAAGUCACAAAUCCAGUGGAGAUACCUGCUGAACACCUGCGGGACUGACUUCCCCAUCAAAACCAACGGUGAGAUGGUGAAGACUCUCAAGGCUCUGAAUGGCAGGAACAGCCUGGAGACUGAGGUCACCAGUGAACACAAGAAAGGCCGCUGGAUGAAUCACUACAAUGUGACCAACUCUGUCGUCUGGACAGACGUGAAGAAGAGCCCACCGCCCAUCAGCACGCCCAUGUUCUCAGGUAACGCUUACUUUGUGGUCACAAGGGCCUUUGUGAGACACGUGGUGCACGACGAAGAGAUUCAGAAAUUCCUGGAGUGGGAGAAGGACACGUACAGCCCUGAUGAGCACCUGUGGGCCACUCUACAGAGGAUGGUCUCUGUUCCUGGGUCAGUGCCUGCUAACGGCAAGUACGACAUGUCUGACAUGCAGGCCGUCGCUCGAGUGGUGAAGUGGAGCUAUUUAGCGGGAGAUGUAACAAAGGGAGCCCCGUACUCCCCCUGCACUGGUUCUUACAGAAGGGCUGUGUGUGUGUAUGGAUCCGGUGACCUCCCCUGGCUCCUGGACCAGCACCACCUCUUCGCCAAUAAGUUUGAUCCUGAGGUGGAUGACGUCGCUAUAAAAUGUUUGGAGGCAGUUUUGCAUUUUAAAGCUUUAGGCCAGAUUAGUAUUCCACCACCUUAUAAUGCUUACAGACGUUUCACACAAUAAAUUAUAUUUGUAUAUUCUAUCCAAAUACAACUUACAAAUAGUAAAUAUUUUUAACUGCAUUUUAAUAUUGUAUGAAGGAAUUUUAACAUUAUGUUUUUAUUCCUUACAUGUUGGAAAAAAAAUAUUUGUGGUGCCAUCUAGUGGACUCGAUGAAGCUCAAAAUUCCUUUUAAAAUAACUUUUCAAAAAUGUAUUUCUUUAUAUUUAAAAUUAAGACAAAGAAAUAAUGAAUUCCAAAUCAUUUUUAACCUACACUACAUUGGUGAUUUCAUAUAAUCAUAUUUCUCUGUCUAUAUUCCAUGUGAAAACAAUUAAAAACCAUAAUGUGGAGCUUUGACCUACCAGAGAUAGUAACAUUCAAGUGAGAGACAGAAAAUAUGACUUUAUUUUCCCCAGGCAGGAUUUUUUUUAAUCAGAGAACAUCAGCAGUGAACAGUGAAAAAAAUUGUGAUGUCAAAACUUGUUCUAAAUGUCACUCAGUGGGUCAGUGACCUAAAAUGCAGUUUAAAAUUUGAGCAACCAUAAAAAUAUAUUAUUUCUUUGUCAUGUUUUGAAUAUAAAUAUAUAUUUAAAUGUAAUAAAGCAAACAUGCACCAACCAUUUGUAACACAGUGCCUUAAAUAAUGUGUCGAUACAACAGUAACUAGGGAAUACCAUUAGGCUACGUUUGAUACCUGCAGUGAAUAAAAAGGAUUAAAAACAUUUCAGACAGCA